UAGUAAAAGGGGGGAACAUUCUGGCAGAUUAUGAAAGAAAGGCCAAACUUUUAGCAAAGCCUUUGACAGUUUGUUGUGGUUGGGUUCCCUUCUUUUAUCUACUUUGUUGCCCAAGACCAAGAUCUACAGAUCAAAAUGAAGUUAAUCAUAGGCAUUGGCGGCGUGACCAACGGCGGCAAAACAACUCUGACAAAUAAACUUGUGAAGACAUUACCAAACUGCUGCGUGGUGCAUCAAGAUGACUUUUUCAAGAAACCCGCUCAGAUAGAAGUCGGGGAGGACGGCUUUAGACAGUGGGAUGUGAUCACUUCCCUGGACAUGGAAGCCAUGUUCAACACUGUCAAAGGCUGGCAAGAGAACCCUGCCAAGUUCGCUCGUUCCCACGGCGUCAGCUUGUCACAUGAGGUGGAGGAAUCGGACCCCGAGACAGGGCUCCACAUUCUCAUUGUGGAAGGAUUCCUACUGUACAACUACAAGCCUAUGGUUGACAUCUAUGACAAGUGCUACUAUAUUGCCAUUCCAUACGAAGAGUGCAAACGGAGAAGAAGUACAAGACAAUACACAGUCGCUGACCCCCCUGGGUUAUUUGAUGGUCAUGUGUGGCCCAUGUAUUUGAAACACAGAAAGGAGAUGGAGAACAACUGCAACUGCAUCAAAUACCUUGAUGGCUUGAAACCACAGGAAGAAAUUUAUAACCAGGUGUAUGAAAGCAUUCAGAACACCCUGCUGAACAUCUUAUAGCAGGAGCCGGGGAGUCUGAAGACUUGUGUAUAGACUUGUAAAUAUCACCAGCGCCAUACUUCUGCCUUCAUGUUUUUGAUCUGUAAAUAGUAACGUAACUUAUUGGAGAAACUUACGGCAGAAGCAUAGGAUUUUGUAUUUUCUUGUGUAACUUUUUCUAAAUGCAAAGUUUUUCGAAACGACGAGCCAAUUCUAGAGGCCCAGUGUUGAACCCUGGUGAACAGGUCAGAGUGCUGACCUUGUUCACAAAGUGAGACAUCCCACACUGGGAUGAAAGAAUAUGUCCCAUUCAAAGAAACAUCUGAAUUCA
Molecule: messenger RNA, 1051 nt
Organism: Osmerus eperlanus (European smelt)
Lineage: Eukaryota; Metazoa; Chordata; Actinopteri; Osmeriformes; Osmeridae
Product: nicotinamide riboside kinase 2-like
Exons: 7
Coding region: 136-741 (201 amino acids)
Cellular component (GO): cytoplasm
Molecular function (GO): ribosylnicotinamide kinase activity
Source: RefSeq, a predicted model, not a curated record